Molecule: messenger RNA, 2479 nt
Organism: Daldinia vernicosa
Lineage: Eukaryota; Fungi; Ascomycota; Sordariomycetes; Xylariales; Hypoxylaceae
Exons: 3
Coding region: 483-2273 (596 amino acids)
Source: RefSeq, a predicted model, not a curated record
GUACAAUACAAUUAAUCUUAUUCCCUAGAACUUUUCAUGCUUUUCAUGCCAGACGAGGGCAAUACAACUUCCAAUUCCAUUGUCCUCUUUUGCAAUAACCUCCAUACUCUAUUAACACCAUCAACCACAAGACGCCUAUCAAUGUUUGUCCGUAUCGUUCGACUUGUGGCAUGCCCAACCACUACUGUUUCUUCAACGGGGUUAUCAUCCACUGAUAAUUCUCUUGGUCUCGCCGUGAGGUCAAGCCUAGCGAGCACGACGUCGUAUUGCAGCAGCUGAAUUGAAAUGGUUCGGCGACUCACACGUUGAGCUGAAAAAAGGUUCCCUGCACGUCUUCUGCAGAUUCUGCAAAUAAACACGAACACCGACCAGCCAAUCUUUUGUAACUUAAUAAUUAAUCGACUCUACAACCCGAAUUCUCGUUGGGCACUAAUAUCCCGAUAAUACCGCCCACGGGUACCCAAGCCACUGACCCAAGCACCAUGGCAUCCGAAGCCGGUCCUUCUAGGCUUCCUAUCCUCUCUCCUCUCGAGAUUCCGAACCAUCCUGACGUUGUCUCUCGACCUAGAGCAAAUUCGAAACCAAAACCCAGAUCGGCAGUUGACCCCGUUCUUCGUAAUGCAUUACGAUAUACCAUCUCGGCUCGCGAGUAUGAGACACUCCACAAAUAUGUUCUAUCGCGAUCGCGUCUCCUAAGGAAGAGAAUGCCGAGUGUGAAUACCGUCGAGAAGUAUAUGGAUGGCGGUAGGAGAGCAUCCGUAUCAGGCCACGAUGCGGGUAGAGGUAAAGGAAAAGAGAAGGCUGCAAACAGAAGCAUCAGCAGGGGAGAUACGUAUAAUGCGCGUACCAUCAGGGAUGUUUUACGCGUCUUCGUCGCAACCGGAUUAGGGAUGAGAGCCUACGAGGCUAUAUUAGCAAGGGUAAAAGGACAGAAAGGAGCGGCUACGUCAAGGAAACAACCAUUCUAUAAGUCUUCUGGCCUUCGACUGUCGCUGUCUCUAUCUACCAUCUUACUCCUCUAUCGCCUCCUAUUCCGCUUCCUAAGCCGAUUGCGAGCCCACCUACUAGACGCAUCAGCAGCGCCAUUCCGUAAUCGUAAUCCGAAGACGUACCAGACAUUGACAUCGCCAUACGCCCCAGCAGUUGGGGCCAGCUUGGCCGGGCUAGCUCUGGGCAUAUAUCCCUCGCAGCAGCUACGAGUGACAUUGGCCAUCGCAGCCAUUUUCCGCGCUCUCGAAUUUGGCUGGAAUUUGUGCGAGGAUCAGGGUAUGAUAUGGGGCUGGAAGACCCGAGCUGGUGGGAAAGGCGUCGUCAAACGAGAGCGGCCGUGGUGGUGGGGAAGCUGGAUGCUUCAGCCCUUUGCUUUCGGGCAGCUCUUACACGCCGUCGUCUUCGACCGAGAAUCUUCUCCGGUCGGCCUCGUCGACUUCAUUUGGAAGAAUACCUCCACCUACCUCCACAAGGCCCCAGAGAAUCUCCCCGCUGGCAUCAGAUGGCCAGACGUGUGGGAGAUUACUGACAGCCUGGCCCGGAUGGCUAAACUUAAUUGGCCGCCGUUCGUCUCACCGACCUUAUUCCCCGACCAACCAACCCUACCUCCAUCUCUAACCGCAGUUGCUCCUUUAACCUCGCAAGCCCACCCUCUCAUCACUUCUCUCAGCUGCGCUACCCUACAUCCUUCGGACCCUUCGUGCCUCCGCACUUAUCUCGCCUUCUGGGUACGCUCGUUUCCGCGUAUGGGUCGCUUCUUCCUUCUCUUCUACUCCGUACUCAUGUUGCCACGCUACAAACUUCUGUACAACUCGCCGCUAUACCUCUUGAACCGCCUAUUAUCAAGGGUACUCCGUGUUUCGACAUUCGCUACAGGUGCAAUCUCCACAGCAUGGGCUAGCAUUUGCUUCUUCCAAUCUUGGUUCCCGCGCACGUUCCUUCCGACCCAGCGGUUCUUCUUGGGCGGAUUCUUAGCAGGUCUCUGGGCUUGGGUAGAACGCAAGGAGGGCCGGGGCGUGUUCUUAUACAGCGCACGAGCGAGCGUGGAUUCGUUGUGGAAGGUGGGCGUCAAGCGUCGCUGGUGGCGCGCCAUGAAGGGAGGAGACGUGUGGGUAUUCGUCCUGGCGCUUGCUAUCACGGGCGCCGUGUACGAAAGGGACGCGCGGGCCAUUCGCGAGAGUCGAGUGCGGAAAGGGCUCAGCUGGAUUCGUGGUACGGAGUUUACAGACUGGGGGCUCGAAGACGACGAUGAGACUGAGGCAGAGGCUGAUAAGGAAGAGUAAUCUGCAAGUCAUAAAUGGAAGAAGGAAGGUAAAUUUUCAAAGCUACUAGCAAGUGGCCCUAAUGAGUGAUGGCGGAAUGAGACAUGAAUGUUCACUUAUAUACCUUGGGUACCUAUUUAAUAUAGGUUCGAUAUGCACAUACUACUAUUCGGUACAUAAUAUCAGAUUCCAAAAACAGCAGAAGAUACGAGGUUUGACUCGGUGUG